Messenger RNA from Porites evermanni, 6579 nucleotides. The record is from the annotation of a GenBank genome assembly. NCBI's taxonomy places the organism in Eukaryota, Metazoa, Cnidaria, Anthozoa, Scleractinia, Poritidae.
GCGAAAAUCUUGAAAUCGGCAAACAUCUUGAAUUCAGGAUUUUGGAAAGCUAAAAUCUUGAAUUCCGCCAAAAUCUUGAAUUCAGGCUUUUGGAAAGCUAAAAUCUUGUAAUCGGCCAAAAUCUUGAAUUGAGGAUUUUGGAAAGCUAAAAUCUUGAAAUCGGCCAAAAUCUACAAAUUGAGGAUUUUGGAUAGCUAAAAUCUUGAAAUCUCCCAAAAUCUUGAGUUUAUGGUUUUGGAAAGCUAAAAUCAUGAAAUUGCCUAAAAUUUUGAAUUUAGGAUUUUGGAAAGGUAAGAUCUUGAAGUCGACCAAAAUCUAAAAUUGAGGAUUUUGGAAAGCUAAAAUCUUGAAAUUGGCCAAAAUCUUGAAAUCAGGAUGUUGCAAGGCUUAAAUCUUGAAAUCGGCCAAAAUCAUGAACUCAGGAUUUUGGAAAGCUAAAAUCUUGAAAUCGGCCAAAAUCUUAAAUUUAGAAUUUUGGAAGGCUUAACUCUUGAAAUCGUCCAAAAUCUUCAUUUCAGCAUUUUCGAAAGCUAAGAUUUUGAAAUCGGCCAAAAUCUUGAAUUCAGGAUUUUGGAAAGCUAAAAUCUUGAAAUCGGCCAAAAUCUUGAAUUUAAGAUUUUCGCAAGCUAAAAUCUUGCAAUCCGCCAAAAUCUUGAGUUCAGGAUUUUAUAAAGCUAAAAUCUUAAAAUGGGCCAAAAUGUUGAUUUCAGGAUUUUGGAAAGGUAAGAUCUUGAAAUCGGUGAAAAUCUCUAAUUUAGGAUUUUGGAAAGCUAAAACCUUGAAAUCGGCCAAAAUCUUAAAUUGAGCAUUUUGGAAACCUAAGAUCUUGAAAUCGGCAAAAAUCUGAAAUUAAGGACUUUGGAAAGCUAAAAUCUUGAAAUCGGCCAAAAUCUUGAAUUUAAGAUUUUGGAAGGCUAAAGUCUUGAAAUCGUCCAAAAUCUUGAAUUCAGGAUUUUGGAAAGCUCCAAUCUUGAAAUCCGCAAAAAUCUUGAAUUCAGCAUUUUGGAAAGCUAAAAUCUUGAUAUCCGCCAAAAUCUUGAAUUCAGGAUUUUGGAAAGCUAAGAUCUAGAAAUCGGCCAAAAUCUUGAAUUCAGGAUUUUCGAAAGCUAAAAUCUUCAAAUCAGCCAAAAUCUUCAAUGCAGGAUUUUUGAAAGCUAAAACCUUGAAAUCUGCCAAAAUAUUAAAUUCCCCAAAAAACAUGAAUACAGGAUUUUAGAAAUCUAAAAUCUUGAAAUCGUCCAAAAUCUUGAAUUCAGGAUUUUGGAAAGCUAAAAUCUUAAAAUCCGCUAAAACCUUGAAUUCAGGAUUUUGAAAUCUAACAUCUUGAAAUCACCCAAAAUCUUGAAAUAGGUCAAAAUCUCGAAUGGAGGAUUUUGGAAAUCUAAAAUCUUGAAAUCGGCCAAAAUCUUGAAUUCAGGAGUUUGGAGAGCUAAAAUCUUGAAAUCGGCCUAAAUCUUCAAUGCAGGAUUUUUGAAAGCUAAAACCUUGAAAUCUGCCAAAAUAUUAAAUUCCGCCAAAAUCAUGAAUUCAGGAUUUUAGAAAGCUAAAAUAUUGAAAACGGCCAAAAUCAUGAAUUCAAGAUUUUGGAAAGCUAAAAGCUUGAAAUCGGCCAAAAUCUUGGAUUCAGGAUUUUGCAAGGUAAAAUCUUAAAGUCGGCCAAAAUCUUUAAGUUAGGAUUUUGGAAAGCGAAAAUCUUGAAAUCGGUCCAAAAUCUUGAAUUCAGGAUUUUGGAAAGCUAAAAUCUUGAAAUCCACAAAAAAUUUUGAAUUCAGGAUUUUGGAAAGCCAAGAUCUUGAAAUCGGCCAAAAUCUUGAAUUUAGGAUUUUGGAAAGCUAAAAUCUUGAAAUCGGCCAAAAUCUUGAAUUUAGGAUUUUAGAAAGCAAAAAUCUUGAAAUGGGACAACGUCUUGACUUCAGGAUUUAGCAAAGCUAAAAUGUUGAAAUCCGCCAAAGUCUUGCAUUCAGGAUUUUGGAAAGCUAAAAUCUUGAAAUCGACGAAAAUCUUGAAUUCAGGAUUUUAGAAAGCUAAAAUCUUGAAAUUAGCCGAAAUCUUGAAUUCAGGAUUUUGGAAAGCUAAGAUCUAGAAAUCGGCCAAAAUCUUGAAUUCAGGAUUUUCGAAAGCUAAAAUCUUCAAAUCAGCCAAAAUCUUCAAUGCAGGAUUUUUGAAAGCUAAAACCUUGAAAUCUGCCAAAAUAUUAAAUUCCCCAAAAAACAUGAAUUCAGGAUUUUAGAAAUCUAAAAUCUUGAAAUCGUCCAAAAUCUUGAAUUCAGGAUUUUGGAAAGCUAAAAUCUUAAAAUCCGCUAAAACCUUGAAUUCAGGAUUUUGAAAUCUAACAUCUUGAAAUCACCCAAAAUCUUGAAAUAGGUCAAAAUCUCGAAUGGAGGAUUUUGGAAAUCUAAAAUCUUGAAAUCGGCCAAAAUCUUGAAUUCAGGAGUUUGGAGAGCUAAAAUCUUGAAAUCGGCCUAAAUCUUCAAUGCAGGAUUUUUGAAAGCUAAAACCUUGAAAUCUGCCAAAAUAUUAAAUUCCGCCAAAAUCAUGAAUUCAGGAUUUUAGAAAGCUAAAAUAUUGAAAACGGCCAAAAUCAUGAAUUCAAGAUUUUGGAAAGCUAAAAGCUUGAAAUCGGCCAAAAUCUUGGAUUCAGGAUUUUGCAAGGUAAAAUCUUAAAGUCGGCCAAAAUCUUUAAGUUAGGAUUUUGGAAAGCGAAAAUCUUGAAAUCGGUCCAAAAUCUUGAAUUCAGGAUUUUGGAAAGCUACAAUACUCAAAUCGGCCAUAAUCUUGAAUUCAGGAUUGGGCAAGGCUAAAAUCUUGAAAUCGGCCAAAAUCUUGAAUUCAUGAUUUUGGAAGACUAUAAUCUUGAAAUCUGCAAAAUUCCGAAUUCAAGAUUUUGGAAAGCUAAGAUCUUAAAAUCCGCCAAAAUCUUGCAUUUAGGAUUUUGGAAAGCUAAAAUCUCGAAAUCGGCUAAAAUCUUGAAUUAAGGAUUUUGGAAAGGUAAAAUCUCGAAAUCGGCAAAAUCUACAAAUUGAGGAUUUUGGAUAGCAAAAAUAUUGAAUUGUCCCAAAAUCUUGAGUUCAUGCUUUUGGAAAGCUUAAAUCUUCAAGUCGGCCAAAAUCUUGAAUUCACGAUUUUGGAAAGCUAAGAUCUCGAAAUCGGCCAAAAUCUUGAAUUAAGGAUUUUGGAAAGCCAAAAUCUUGAAAUCAGCCAAAAUCUUAAAUUUAGGAUUUUGGAAAGCUAAAAUCUUGAAAACGGCCAAAAUCUUGAGUAUAGGGUUUUGAAAACGUGAAAUCUUGAAAACGGCCAAAUUCUUGAAUUCAGGAUUUUGGAAAGCUAAAACCUUGCAAUCGGCCCAAAUCUUAAAUUCAGGAUUUUGGAAAGCUAAAAUCAUGAAAACGGCCAAAAUCUUGAGUUUAGGAUUUGGGAAAGCUAAAAUCUUGAAAUCGGCCAAAAUCUUAAAUUUAGGAUUUUGGAAGGCUUAAGUCUUGAAAUCGGUCAAAAUCUUGAAUUCAGGAUUUUGGAAAGCUAAAAUCUUGAAAUCCGCCAAAAUCUUGAAUUCAGGAUUUUGGAAAGCUAAGAUCUUCAAAUCGGCCAAAAUCUUGAAUUUAGGAUUUUGGAUAGCUACAAUCUUCAAAUCGGCCUUAAUCUUGAAUUCAGGAUUUGGGAAAGCUAACAUCUUGAAAUCGGUCAAAAUCUUGAAUUCAGGAUUUUGGAAAGCUAAAAUCUUGAAAUUAGGCAAAAUCUUGAAGUCAGGAUUUUGGAAAGCUGAAAUCUUGAACUCGACCAAGAUCUUAAAAUAAGAAUGUUGGAAAGCUUAAAUCUUGAAAUCGGCCAAAAUCUUAAAUUCAGGAUUUUGGAAAGCUAAAAUCUUGAAAUCUGCCAAAAUCUUGAAUUCAGGAUUUUGGAAAGAUAAAAUCUUCAAAUCCGCCAAAAUCUUGAAUUCACCAUUUUAGAAAGUUAAGAUCUUGAAAUCGGUCAAUAUCUUGGAUUUAGGAUUUUGGAAAGCUAAAAUCUUGAAAACGGCCAAAUUAUUGAAUUCAGGAUUUUGAAAAGCUAAAAUCUUGAAAUCGACCAAAAUCUUGAAUUGAGCAUUUUGGAAAGCUAAGAUCUUCAAAUCGGCCAUAAUCUUGAAUUCAGGAUUAAGGAAGGCUAAAAUCUUGAAAUCGGCCAAAAUCUUGAAUUCAUGAUUUUGGAAGGCUAUAAUCUUGAAAUCCGCAAAAUUCUGAAAUCAAGAUUUUGGAAAGCUAAGAUCUUAAAAUCCGCCAAAAUCUUGAAUUCAGGAUUUUGGAAAGCUAAAAUCUUGAAAUCGGCCAAAAUCUACAAAUUGAUGAUUUUGUAUACCAAAAAUCUUGACUUCUCCCACAAUCUUGAGUUCAGACUUUUGGAAAGCUAAAAUCUUGAAUUCACGAUUUUGAAAAGCUAAGAUCUUGAAGUCGACCAAAAUCUAUAAUUCAGGAUUUUGGAAAGCUAAAGUCUUGAAAUUGUCCAAAAUCUUAAAUUUAGGAUUUGGGCAAGCUAAAAUCUUGAAAUCCGCCAAAAUAUUGAGUUCACGAUUUUAGAAAGCUAAGAUCUUUAAAUCAGUCAAAAUCUAGAAUUCAGGAUUUUGGAAAGCGAAAAUCUUGAAAUCGGCCAAAAUCUUGAGUUCAGGCUUUUGGAGAGCUAAAAUCUUGAAAACGGCCAAGUUAUUGAAUUCAGGAUUUUGAAAAGCUAAAAUCUUGAAAUCGACCAAAAUCUUGAAUUGAGCAUUUUGGAAAGCUAAGAUCUUCAAAUCGGCCAAAAUCUUUAAUGCAGGAUUUUUUAAAGCUAAAACUUGAAAUCUGCCAAAAUAUUAAAUUCCGCCAAAAUCAUGAAUUCAGGAUUUUAGAAAUCUAAAAUCUUGAAAUCGGACAAAAUCUAGAAUUCAGGAUUUUGUAAAGCUAAAAUCUUAAAAUCCGCCAAAAUCUUAAAUUCAGGUUUUUGGAAAGCUAAAAUCUUGAAAUCCCCCAAAAUCUUGAAUUCAGGAUUUUCGAAAAGUAAAAUCUUCAAAUCCGCCAAAAUCUUGAAUUCUGGAUUUUGGAAAGCUAAAAUCUUGAAAUCGGCCAUAAUCUUGAAUUCAGGAUUUUGGAAAGCUAAAAUCUUCAAAUCCGCCAAAAUCUUAAAUUCUGGAUUUUCGAAAGGUAAAAUCUUGAAAUGCGCCAAAAUCUUGAAUUCUGGAUUUUGGAAAGCUAAGAUCUUGAAAUUGCCAAAUUCUCGAAUUCAGGAUUUUGGAAAGCUACAAUCUUCAAAUCGGCCAAAAUCUUUAAUUCAGGAUUUUGGAAGGCGAAAAUCUUGGAAUCGGCUAAAAUCUUGACUUUAGGAUUUUGGAAAGCUAUAAUCUUGAAAUCCACCAAAAUCUUGAAUUUAGGAUUUUGCAAAUCUGAAAUCUUGAAAUCUGCCAAGAUCUUGAAAUCAGAAUGAUGGAAGGCUUAAAGCUUGAAAUUCGCCAAAAUCUAGAAUUCAGGAUUUUGGAAAGCUAAAAUCUUAAAAUCCGCCAAAAUCUUGAAUUCAGGAUUUUGGAAAGCUAAAAUCUUGAAAUCCGCCAAAAUCUUGAAUUCAGGAUUUUCGAAAGCUAAAAUCUUGAAAUUGGCCAAAAUCUUGAAUUCAGGAUUUUGGAAAGCUAAAAUCUUGAAAUCGGCCAUAAUCUUGAAUUCAGGAUUUUGGAAAGCUAAAAUCUUGAAAUCCGCCAAAAUCUUGAAUUCAGGAUUUUCGAAAGCUAAAAUCUUGAAAUCCGCCAAAAUCUUGAAUUCUGGAUUUUGGAAAGCUAAGAUCUUGAAAUCGGCCAAAUUCUUGAAUUCAGGAUUUUGGAAAGCUACAAUCUUCAAAUCGGCCAAAAUCUUUAAUUCAGGAUUUUGGAAGGCUAAAAUCUUGGAAUCGGCUAAAAUCUUGACUUCAGGAUUUUGGAAAGCUAUAAUCUUGAAAUCCACCAAAAUCUUGAAUUUAGGAUUUUGCAAAUCUGAAAUCUUGAAAUCUGCCAAGAUCUUGAAAUCAGAAUGAUGGAAGGCUUAAAGCUUGAAAUUCGCCAAAAUCUAGAAUUCAGGAUUUUGGAAAGCUAAAAUCUUAAAAUCCGCCAAAAUCUUGAAUUCAGGAUUUUGGAAAGCUAAAAUCUUGAAAUCCGCCAAAAUCUUGAAUUCAGGAUUUUCGAAAGCUAAAAUCUUGAAAUUGGCCAAAAUCUUGAAUUCAGGAUUUUGGAAAGCUAAAAUCUUGAAAUCGGCCAUAAUCUUGAAUUCAGGAUUUUGGAAAGCUAAAAUCUUGAAAUCCGCCAAAAUCUUGAAUUCAGGAUUUUCGAAAGCUAAAAUCUUGAAAUCCGCCAAAAUCUUGAAUUCUGGAUUUUGGAAAGCUAAGAUCUUGAAAUCGGCCAAAUUCUUGAAUUCAGGAUUUUGGAAAGCUACAAUCUUCAAAUCGGCCAAAAUCUUUAAUUCAGGAUUUUGGAAGGCUAAAAUCUUGGAAUCGGCUAAAAUCUUGACUUCAGGAUUUUGGAAAGCUAUAAUCUUGAAAUCGGCCAAAAUCUUGAAUUUACGAUUUUGGAAAUCUGAAAUCUUGAAAUCUGCCAAGAUCUUGAAAUCAGAAUGA